This is a messenger RNA of Truncatella angustata, 1563 nucleotides long. RefSeq names its product sulfite oxidase. NCBI's taxonomy places the organism in Eukaryota, Fungi, Ascomycota, Sordariomycetes, Amphisphaeriales, Sporocadaceae. The record is from RefSeq and is a predicted model, not a curated record. Gene Ontology annotation, molecular function: molybdenum ion binding; oxidoreductase activity. The transcript has 4 exons. Gene Ontology annotation, cellular component: mitochondrion. Bases 1 to 1563 code for a protein of 520 amino acids.
AUGGCACCGGCAGAGCCUUUCGCGAUUCCCUUCAGGCAGAAGGGCGAGGAGCCGUACUUUGAGGAGGAGCGCAAAGGCUGGAAGGGUUAUGUCGAAUGGGAGAAAUACCCCGAGAGAAAAAAGAAGGCUGCUCAGAUUCUGAGCAGCUAUGACUUCCCUGCGGCCCCCGAGUUCCAGCUGAAACCGCUGCCAGACACAAAUCCAGUUCUCACCGGAGAGCGCUUCAAGCAGUAUCACUAUGCAUUAGGAUCAACUAUAAAGGACCUUCCGGAUAUUAGUUGGAAGUAUGUGCUGGAAGAGAAAUCCGAGGACAUGAUCCACGUGCUCCAGUUCCCGUACAACGGCGAACCCCCAAGGAAACGAUUGGUGGAAACCGAGAUCACCUCGAACAAGGACCAUUUUGUGCGAAACCAUGGUGGAAUUCCAGAGAUAGACCCGGCAGAGUACUUCCUUGACAUUGGCGGCCUGGUCAACGACCCUAAGCGGCUGACUCUGGCGGACCUACAAAACGAAGAGCUCUUCCCUCGGCAGUCGAAUGUCGUUUCGCUUCAGUGCUCGGGAACCCGUCGUAUCGAGCAGAUUCACCAGUACCCGGGUGACGGUGAUGAGCUGAUCAACGCACCCUGGGGCGAGGGUGCAAUCGGCACGGCCCGUUGGACUGGUGUCAGCCUCAAGAAGGUCAUCAAGUACUGCGGUGGGCUGAAGGAUGAUGCCGACAACAUCGAGUUCUUUGGUGCAGACACCUACGUGAAGAAGGGCCAAGUGUACAACUAUGCCGUCAGUGUACCGUGGAGGAAGGUCAAGCUGAACGAGGUGUUGCUUGCUUGGGAGAUGAACGGGGAGCCUCUUCCAAAGAUCCAUGGCUUCCCGCUUCGUACCGUGGUUUUCGGCUAUAUCGGUGCCAGAAGCUGCAAAUGGCUCUACGAAAUCCGCGCCAUCAAGGGGCCGAGUGAGGCGCCCGUACAGAAGAAGGAGUACCUGUACUACACUCCCCAGAUCGGCAAGCAAAACGCUCAGUACAGCAACGGCUUCAGCAUACAGGACAUGCCAGUUUCGUCGGCCAUUAUGGAGCCAAAGGAUAUGGAUCAGAUCAUCCAUGACGGUGUGAUUAAGCUUCGCGGAUGGGCCUACAGCGGUGGUGGUCACUGGCCCAUCAGAGUUGAAGUGUCUGGAGAUGGUGGUUCGAUUUGGUACGAGGUACCAUACGAGAAGAUGAGCACGAAGUAUUUCCAUGCUUGGAGGCUUUGGGAGAUAGACAUGCCCGUCGAUGCCGAAGGUUGGCUUGAAUUUUGUGUCAGGACAUGGGACAACGCCCUAAACACCCAGCCAACAUUCGUAAGAUCUGCUUGGAACUGGGAUCUUCAUGUUACCUCGUCAUGCCAUCGUAUCAACAUUUACAGUAUGAACCGCUCGCGGAAGUUGACCAGGAAACGCUUGGAUAUGCUUGAGCAAAAAGGCCUGCCGAUCGUGCCGAUCACGCACCCACUUGAGAUCGACUUGGAGUCGGACGAGGACUAUGCGAAAGGCAUGGAAGCUAGAGGCGGCAGAGACCCCAAGGAAUAG